Molecule: messenger RNA, 2232 nt
Organism: Styela clava
Lineage: Eukaryota; Metazoa; Chordata; Ascidiacea; Stolidobranchia; Styelidae
Source: RefSeq, a predicted model, not a curated record
AUGUUACUUGCGUCAGAUUUGGAAUCAGGAAACUUCAUCAUCGACCAUGAUUCACACUGCGACAAAUACUGUACCGAGACAAGUUGUUGCCAUGGUAUUGCUGAUUGUCGAUGCGGAACGUCCACCGGGAGAUAUGAAUGUGUCUGCAAGCCUGGCUAUUAUGGAUCUGGUCUAACGGACGACGGUUGCUUACCCUGUCCAGAAGGAACUUACAAAUCUGAAGCCGUACCCGGUGGUGUAAAAUCUUGCUUACCUUGCCCCGAUACACGAAUGACGUCAUCAGAAGCCUCAACAUCGUUGGAUCAAUGUCUGUGUACUGAAGGAUUUAAUAAGGAAAACAACGCAUGCGAGCCUAUUCGAUGUGAAGGCAUCUUUCCUCCUGAUAACGGCAGAUUUCUCGCUUGUGAUGGCGGGUAUAAACAAACUUGUACGACAUCUUGUGACAAGGGUUACGAUUUGCAAGGAACGGAAACGAUUAUAUGUGGAGCUGAUGGAUAUUGGAGUGCAUUGAAUGAAGAAGAAUUAGAAAUGUCGUAUUGCCAAGUUCGAUAUUGUUCACCAUUGUCUUUACCUGAACAUGGGAUUAUGUCGUGCACAAGUGAAGAUAACUCGUACAAAACAGUCUGUACAUUUGAAUGCAUUGAAGGUUUUUCUCUACAAGGUUCCGAAAGCAGGUUAUGUGAAGCUGAUCGACACUGGACAGGAAGGGAGGCGUAUUGUAAAGAAAUCACCUGCCCAGCAAUUCCCGAAAUACAGCAUGGAAUGUUUAGUGGAGAUUGUGAUCAUGAAACAAAGUCAAAAUACGGAGAUGAAUGCUCGUUCUACUGCCUUGACAAAGGAUAUGAUUUAGUUGCUCCACAAACUGUAACUUGUGCUGAAAACGGACGUUGGUUUCCAAAUAUCAUCAACGAAGAUUUAGUGAUUUGUAACGAUACUCUACCGCCAACAAUUUCGUGUCCGCCAGAUGUCACUGCUACAACAAAUAUACGGAAACCUUACUCUGAUGUGACAUGGCAACUCCCACUCGCGGAAGAUAAUUCUGGAGAGGUAUCUGUCACUCCUAACUGGACAUUUCCCGUAUCAGUGCGAAUCGGUGUUCAUAGUCUAACUUACGUCGCUACAGAUUCUUCCGGACUUUCAACAGAAUGUCAGUUUACAGUGACCGUAAGAGAUCUUGAACCACCAAUGAUAGACAACUGCAGAGGGCCACAACCAUUUGUAAUUAAUCCUGGAGACACAGAAGUACGUCAUGCUAAAUGGAAAGAACCAACGUUUUCUGAUAAUUCAGGAAAAGUUACAAUAAUGAGUAGUCAAACCUUCGGUACAUUUCCACUCGGUGUAACAAAGGUUGAAUAUCUGGCAACGGAUGAAGCAGAGAAUGAAAGAAAUUGUGUGAUUGAUAUCAUUGUUCAAGAUAACACAUGCCCAAGACUUGAGAAUCCUAGACAUGGAUAUAUUGAAUGUCAAUUAAGAAGAGAAGCAACACAAUGUGCAAUGCAUUGCGAUUCAGAAAGGUAUGGUUUUGCAAUGCCAUUCGGGGUAGAAUACGACAACCCAACAUUUACGUGUGACGAGGAGCUUAGUGAGUGGAUGCCGACGAGUAAAAUACCAAUGGAUUGCUCAAGACAAAAGUAUUCAAGUCGGAUAUUGAAAGAUUAUCAAGUAAUCUACGCCAUGGAGACUAUGACACAUUGCAAUGACAGCGUUUUUAUUGAAUCAGUGCGACAAUUAUUCCUGGAAAUCUACACUGACAGAGUGGCAAAGUGGUGCGCAACCUCUACCCACCCAUGGUUAAGAUGUACUCUGGUUGAUGUGAUAGUGAAAUGCAUACAAAUAGAAGACAAAACGAAAGUCGAGGCUGAUGAUUAUGAGGGAGGAGAUGACAGUUAUUACUACAAUUAUUAUGGAUCUCUUGGUGACGGCAAUGAAGAUCGACGGCGCAAACGAUCAACAGGAAAUAAUCCCAGACUACAUGAAGAUCACAUCAGAAAACUUCGAAGAUCUAAACGAGAAGCCGAUUAUAGCGAAGCAUAUAGUGAAGACGAUUACGCAAGUGAAGAUUACCCAUAUAGUGAUGAUGUGAAUGGAUAUGGGGCUGAUAAUCCAGUCGAAAAUGAAGGCGGUGAAGCUAUACCAUUGGAUACCUUAUUCGAAGCAGAAUCGGCUCCGAGCGAAUCUGACUACGGUGGAGAAAGGGUACCGGAUUAUGAAGAGAAAACAAUUAUGACGUAA